Messenger RNA from Cynoglossus semilaevis (tongue sole), 804 nucleotides. RefSeq names its product cytochrome C oxidase assembly factor 3a (gene coa3a). Gene Ontology annotation, biological process: mitochondrial respiratory chain complex IV assembly. The record is from RefSeq and is a predicted model, not a curated record. The transcript is spliced from 2 exons. Gene Ontology annotation, cellular component: mitochondrial inner membrane. Bases 150 to 449 code for a protein of 99 amino acids. NCBI's taxonomy places the organism in Eukaryota, Metazoa, Chordata, Actinopteri, Pleuronectiformes, Cynoglossidae.
CAGCACUUUUCCGGUGGUGGCAGCAGUCCCUUUUCAGCUCAGAUCUGACAAACAUAGGGAUGAACCCCUGACAGAGAGGUAAACGAGGGUAACUCACCAUAUCAUUUGGAAAGUAGCUGACUGUAAUACACUUCGCCUUGACCACAAACAUGGCUGACAAGACACCGACAGAAUCCGAUGCUCCCUUCGCAACCAGGAUAGACCCAAGUAAAGAGGGUUUGUCUCCACAACAGUUGCACUUCAUCAGACAGGUAGAACGCGCACAGCUACAGAAGAGAACACAGAAGCUACACGGCCGAAACGCGGCCAUGGGACUCGCCGUCGGAGCAGUCGUCCUGGGAAUCUAUGGCUACACAAUUUACUCAGUUUCCCAGGAGAAGAUCGUUGAUGAACUUGAUGAGGAGGCCAAACGUCUCAGAUCACAGCAGCUAAAGACUGGUGCCAACUGAAAUCAGAGUUUUGGCUGUAUUUUGGAUUGCACCCAGUGUCCUGCACUAAAAUCAAGAAAAGACUGUUAUGGACACUGAUGCUACUGAUUUGUCUUCAUCGACUGCCUUUUUGUUCUUCCAAACCAAAAUAUGGCCUUUGUUUUGGUAUGAUGAGUAGGGCCGGAUUUAAUCAAUUCAUUCCACCUGUUCACAUGCAAGUAGAAGAUGGCAGGUACAACAUUUAAGUCAGGAUACAUGAACACCACGGUGGCUCUACCACAAAGAACUCCAGUGAAACUGCAGAAGAGACACAAGUCAGCAUGUUUAAAUGUAUUAUUUGUGUGACAAAAUGUGCAAAUAAAAUUCUAAUGUAUUA